GUUUGAACUUCUGAAGGCCAGUAACCAAGGGGAGAAAGUAUUUAUUGAGAAAGAGUUCAAGAAAGAAAGACCAUGUCAAUAACUCUCAUAGGUAUUCCCAGACUGGUGAGUUUUUUGUGAAGCUUGAAGCCAACAGACUUGUGUUCACCUUGAAUGAUUGUCUGCCUUAAACAGUUGUUCCCCAUGAAAUAGAUGUCCACUCUGAACUGAUAUUCAGCUAAAAUUGAUGUUUAACCUGAAAAUUGUGAGAGUAACCCGAAAAAAAAAAACAAAAAACAAAAAAAAUCUUGGAAGCAAAAGCUCAAAAAUAUCUACCAAAUUUCUAGGACAUGUCUUUGCCCUGGCACCAAUGUACCACCACACCUCUACACUGUUAGGUUACUACAUCCUCAUACCAACUAACUAGCUUAUUUAAUACAAAACAUUUAAUUCAUACAAUCUAAAUAAUAUGGUUAUUUCCACAUAGAUGCCAUUUUUCAGCCUUUCUACUUCACCUCCUCUAAUUGCUCUUCAUUAUUUCAAAUGUCAUACUAAGUUGGCUUGUGUAAUUUUCUUCUGUAAUCAAUCCAAAACGAACAUACAAUAGAACAACUUUCCACUGGCUCACAUCACCAGCACAUUUAACAAUUGUGUAUGGAACAGAUCGCAUAAACUGAGAACCAAGCAGCAAUAGAUCAAUAGCAGCUGCUACAACAACUACAACAAAAUAUGGGGGCAACUGAAUUGUUUGUGAUAGAAUUAGCCGACAAUCAAGAAUGUUAUUAUUCUGGCACUACAUUAAGUGGCGAGGUUAAAAUUGAUCUGGCUUACCCACUAGAUGUGUCUGGUAUUACAUUAACAUUUAAAGGCUAUGGCAAAGCUAAAUGGACAUCUUCUGAUUCUAACAAUGAUGAUAUUGUGUAUGCAUCUUCCAGUACUUAUAUGGAUGAGAGAAUUACUUUAUAUGGAACUCCUGAUCAACUUGAAUUACACCGUAUGGAUUCUGGAGAAUACAGGUACCCAUUCACAUAUAAUAUUCCCCCAUUGGUACCAUCAUCCUGUUCUGGUGAUCGGGGUAAAGUAAAAUACAAGUUGAUUGCUGUUAUACAACGUUUCUGGAAGUCCUUCAUAGAAAAGGAAAAAGUUGUCAAGAUUUUCAGACCUCUUGAUCUGAAUGCUGAACCAGGUCCCUCACUUGAAAUUAAAGUCCAAGAUAUCAUGGAUGCCAGCUGCUGUUGUCUGUCUGAUGGAAACAUUUUUGCUAAGCUGUCUGUCAAGAAGAAUCGCUUUGCCAUUGGUGAAGUGAUUGACUUUGAUAUUGAAUUAUUGAACCGGAGUAAUCGUAAUAUCAGUUCAGGUACACUACGUUUACAACAGAUAGUAGUAUUUUCUGCUCGAAGAACUGAUGGUGCAGAUCCUGAUUCAUAUGAUUUUACCAAAGUGAAAAAAGAGAAGAAUUAUAUUGACAUACACAAGACAGGCAAGGUACGACCAUAUGAACAGUAUAAAGCUACAGACAAAGUUCGAAUCCCUCCAGUUGCUACAUCUCAUCUUGAGGGCUGUGAAUUCAUCAAUGUCAUCUACCGAGUUCAGUUUCUACCAGAACAUGUAGGUUGUUGCUCGGAGCCUUUGGAACAUGAUGUUGUUAUUGGAACAAUACCUUACGCAGGUGUCUCUGUACCACAAUCAGAAGUCAAUGCUGCACAUGAUGCUUUACAAGAUGCUGCAACAAAUUUACCUCCACCACCAUCUCAGUCAGUUGUCAGCAUCCAACCUGGUCGUUUGCCUCCACCUCCACCAGGUUUCAUUAUAGAUCUUCCCUCCGAGGACCCUCCGUCCUACACAGAAUGUCUCUUGCAAGAUCUGGCUGCAGCACGAGCCUCAGCUUCACAGAACAUACAAAAGGAGAAAAUGGAAUUAGGUACUGUACCUUCAGAGAAGCCACCAAUCUCUUCUUACACACCCAGUUUCCCUACUGAUGAUGAACUGACUGGAUUGAUGAAUCAUUCAAGCCGUACUACCACCAUCACCACCACCAAUACCACCAGUAUAACCAUUAACAACAACUUAACCACUGUUCACAGUGGUUUCAAUAAUAUGGUUUAAUAAUACUAACUAACACUAAAUUCAUUAGUUCCCAUCUUACCUCUGAUCUGAGAGAGUCAGAGAGCAAAAAAGAACUAACGAUAACUUUGUUACCAUCACUAGUAUAAGUAUUAAUGACAAUUUAACCAGUGCUGACAAUAAUUUCAAUAAUAUGCAUUAAUAAUAAUAUCUAAUGUUAAAUUCAUUAAUUCAUUCUGUAUCUCUGAUCAGAGAGGGAGGGAGAAAGAGUGAAAGAGAGCCCCUAAUAACUUAGUUACCACUACUUAAAAUAUAACUGACUCUUCAACACUGUGCAGUUAGUUUUUUCAUUAAUAUGGAUUAAUUAUAACUAGUGCUAAAUUGAUUAACCCCUAUCUUAUCUUUGAUCAGAGAGAGAGAGAGAGUGAAAGAGAGCCCUCAAAUAGCUUUGUUACCACUAUUAAUACAGAUAUUAAUGACAAUUGAAUAAAUUUUGACAGUUUUCAUUAAUAUGGAUUGAUAAUAACUAGCACUAAAUUCAUUCAGUCCCACUGUAUCUCAGAUCAGAGAGAGGGAGAGAAAGAAAAAGAAAGAAAAAGUGCAAAGGAGUGUCCUCAAUAAUUUUGGCCAUGGCCUUUCCACUUUAAAUGUUGCUACAUCCAAACUAAAACAUUGAAGUGAAAAGAAAACUGGUUCAAACUUGCAUAACCUUUAUAGAGGAAUAGAUGUUUAGUUUGCUACCAAACUGUGUAAUUGAGAAGAUGAAACUGAAUUGUAAUGCUGAAAUGAUGGAAAAUUAUGAUUAUGUUGAUAAUUCUUCAAAAGAUUCCCUCCGUUUUUCAGAAAAUAUCUGUCCACAAAACUAUUUCUUCUUUAUCAAAAGCACCACCUUCUUUAUCACUUCAUGAUUCUGUUUCUGUUUUCAAGUGUCUAUGUCUUCUGUCUAUAUCAGUCUAAAUAUAUUGUGAUAUCAGUUUGGACACCCACUCUGCUACACAGCUUUAAUAUUGAACGUUUCAUUGGUUACAUAUAAAGGUCUGUGAAUUAGUGCAUAACGAUGAUGUUGAAGAAACAAACUAAAAAAUAUUACAUUUCAGUUUCUUCCUGUUGCUCAGGGCAUUGUGGGUACUUUUAUGCAUGCACACACACACGCACACACUGUAUUUGCUGGUCUAUAAGACACUCUUUCAUAAGACAAACCCAUACUUUUUUGUGGAGAAAAAGGUAUAUUUUGUGUAUAAACGAAUUUAAUAUGCUUCAUCAUACACUCAUCCACUCACUAUCCCACCUGUAAUACAAUUGCGUUAGAUGCAUACCAAUGUUUUUUUACAAUUCAAAAUAAAAAUGCUCAUCUGAUACACUGGCGAAUUCGGUGGAUACACAUACAUAUACGUACAUAUAUAUGUGAAUGCACACACACACACACACACACACACACACACAUAUGUAUGUAUAAACAUAAAAUAUUUAUAUAGAAUUUAUCUCCUUGAUUAACAAACCAAAGGGUGGUGCCAUGUGAAAAGCGCCCACCAUACUCUGUAAAGUGGCUGGUGUUUGGAAGGGCAUCCAGCCAUAAAAACCAAGCCAAAUAACACUGGAACCUGGUGCAGCUGUCCUGCUUGCCAGCUCUGGUAAAACUGUCCAAUCCAUGCCAAUAUGGAAAAUGGAUGUUAAAGGAUGAUGCUGAUAAAGAUGAUGAAUACAUUAUGUAACUUUACAUCUCAUAAUGUACAGAACACUCAAUUGAUUUCUGUCUUCUUCAUUUUUUAAGUAAGAGUACUUGGAAGAUAUAUAAUAUUUAAUGCUGCCCUUAUAUUUCUGGAAAUCAUGACCGAGCAAAAAUUAUAGUAAAGUGAAAGGUAAAUUACAUGGUCAGAACCCAAUAGCAUUGUAACAUGAUUUUUGUCUUUCAGUAGUAACUGUUAUUUCCUCUUUGCUUACUCCCAGAAAGUAUGAAAAAUGGCUAAUAUUUCCUUCAAACUUUGCUUUUGUUACAUUUAUUCAAACCUCAAAGUAUGCCUCUCAACACAUAGCUACGAUGCUCCCCCAUUACUCCUGCUCAUGAUCAGAGAUGCAUGUAUUGUCAGCCACUAAGGGGCAUGCUCAAGUGAUUAAGUCCAAGCCACUGAUAAGUAAAUCUGGUAUUGAGCAGAAUAUCUGCUAUGAUAUUUCUGCUUCGGCAACUCAGCACUGAAUCUAUCUGAAAUGUAAUGGAAAAUAGGUCAGUUUCAAAACAAUGAUGUCCAGGUCUCAGAAGCAAAAUUUAAAGGGAAUAGUAGUAAUUUCCUUUGAUUUCUAGAUAGAAGCAAAUAGGAAAUAACACUCACUGGCCAAAAAAAAAACAAAAAAAUUAUUAUACAAUGUAAUCUAUACUACAAAAUUAAUAAUAGUAAAAUAAAAAAGAACAAAAACAAAAAUAAAUAAUAGCAUAAGCAAUAAUAAACAAGUGGACUAAUGAAAUAAAUAAAUCAACUCGAUCUAAUUUGGACUAUGAAUAUAUUAAAAACCCAUUAAUGAUAAAUUCUAGAUUUUGUAGGUUUUAAGCCUAUUGAAAUAAUCAAAGAAGUUAAAGCAUAUGUAAUGUUGUAUUUGACUGAGUCAUCUGCAUGAAACCCUCAGCCCUUGAGUCACUCUGUGAUCAAUUCUGUUAAGAUUGAUCCUGAUCCUCAUGGAAUAGAUGAAAAACUGAGACGAUUGGCAGUUUACUGUGCUUGAGAAGAUCAGUCUAUUACAGCAAAAAAUAAUGUUCUAAAAGCUUUCUGUUCAUGCUUGUAAUCCACUCUGCUACAUCAAGCAUCCCCCACAUUUCAUUUCCCUAACACCUAGCUCUUUACCACUCCUCUGUCUAUGGCACUACUCAGCAACUGUAAUCUUGAGAGCAGAAUUGGCACAUAUUUACUCUGUUGCCUCCUCCACCCCUCCAUUGGAACCUUCUAUCCCUUAUUAUCCUCUCUUCCCUUCCCACUCUAAUUUCAUUGAUCACUUCCUUUCUGUGCCUUCAAUUAUUUCUCUCCUCUGCCAUAUUCCAUUUUAACACCCUUCUCAUGUCAGCCAUCACACCCACACACUAUAGCAACCCUAUAUCUUCCUCCCCAUCACUCUUACAUCUUCUGAUCUAUUCUCCUCCCUUAGCCACUUAUAUUUCUCACCUUAUUCAUCUCCAUACUAUUUCCCAUCAACUGCACUUCCCCACUUAUUCAUCAUCCACUACCUUAACCCCACCCCCCUCCUAACCAUCUGUUAUCUCCUCUCACACUCUGUUGAAACUACCUGUGCUUUCAUCCAUUGUCCUUAUCUUUUCUGCUCACCUUCUUGUACCAUGAGAGUUUUCUCCAUCAUCCUCUCCCUACAAUCUUUAACUUCUCAGCUACUCCUACCCCACCUUAUAUAAUAUUGGAUAGCCAUGUCUCCUUUAUAGCAAGACACCUGUGCUUGUCCCUCUAUCAUACUUUAGUCUUUCAAAGACUGGCAUAAAGCCACUUACCUGUCAAAUACUCAUAGGAUCCUUCCUUUUUCCGUCUUGCAAGUUACUAAGCAACAUCACUGGUGCUGGUAGCAUUAAAGAAAAGCACCCAAUACAUACUGUAAAGUGGUUAGCAUAAGUUAAGGGCUUCCAGCCAUAGAAACCAUACCAAAGCUGACACAAGAGCUAAGUGUAGCUUUGCAGCUUACCAGAUCUUGUCAAACCAUUCAACCCAUGCCAGAAUGAUACAAGAACAUUAAAUGAUGAUAAUAUAUUUGUGAAUCAUUGUUUUAAUGGCCUCCUGUCCAUGUUUGCAUGGAUUGGACAGAGUUUAUAUCCAUAUCUGCAGAUUUUCUAUGACUGGAUACCUUUCUGUCACCAGCCAGCACCUGUUUUCUUGCUAAUUUUUAUUUCCUUAUAGCCAGACAUGUUUUCACAGAAGAUUGGAAAUGAAGUACAUCUAGAGGAGUAGUAACUCUAAAUGACUUGGGUUCUAGUAACGUGUCCAGUCCAUGCCACCAUGGAAAAGUAGGAAAGUAGGUGCAAAAUGAUGAUGAUCAUUAUUAUUCUAUUUGAAGAACUUUCAAUAUUUCUGGUUAUUUGCAGAUAAUUAUGCAAGUUUUAAUGGAUUUAAAUAUGACAAAUUUGUAAAAUUCUACAAUUUUGUACUUUUACCCAAGAGAUUAUUUCAUAUAAGCUUUAACUAAAAGAGAAAAUCAAUUUGCUAUUUUCUUAAAACUAUUUCUAUAUUGCUUCAAUAGCCUUAAAACCAUUUUUAUACAGCUUUUUGUUGUUAGUAAAUAAUAUUUAAUCUAAAAAAAAAAUGGUGCCAUAUAUGAAAGACGUGUUUUAUAUUUGAUUAUUUAUAUGAAAUAUCUCCAUGUAUUCUUCUUUAUGUCAUCAAAUCUAGACAGCCAACACUGUCAGUCAUCAUCACUAUUUGUCAUCACUAUCAGCUUGGCCAUCAAUUCAUUGAUUCAAUACUCAUUUUUUAAAAUUCUAUUUUAGCUUCCCACAAGACUAUUCUUACUAGAGUUCUCUCGUGACAUUUUUCUCUUCCAUUUUACUGGACAUUUCUUACCCUAAGGGUGGUUUUGUUAUUUCUUCUUUCCCUUUUUAAAACAGCUCAUCAUCACAAAAAAAAAAACACAAAAAAACUAUGAUGAAUAUGAUAGAUGAUUGGUGGGUACAGACAUGUCUUUAAUAUAAUAUUUUUCUUUCAUCUUAUGCUUAAAAUUGCAUAAAUUUCAUGCUUUUAUUUUUUUCUUCAGAUAUUUCCAAAUGAAUUUUGUAUAUUUUAAAAAAUAUUUACCUCUACCAAAUCAUUGUUGCUGAUUCAUCAUUAUUGUAACAUAUUUAUUUUUGCUCAUCUUUAAUUCUGUAAUAUUUUCUGAUCUGUUUUACAAGUGCCAUGCAAUAUUGCAUUUCUGUAACUGCAGCAAGUCUUUUCAGUUGCGAUUUCAAAUGUGUAUCAAAUUAUUAUCUCAAGUAAAAUAUUGUUGAAUACUGUU
This is a messenger RNA of Octopus sinensis (East Asian common octopus), 7017 nucleotides long. RefSeq lists its product as uncharacterized. Gene Ontology annotation, cellular component: cytoplasm. Bases 709 to 2085 code for a protein of 458 amino acids. Lineage: Eukaryota; Metazoa; Mollusca; Cephalopoda; Octopoda; Octopodidae. The record is from RefSeq and is a predicted model, not a curated record. The transcript is spliced from 9 exons. Gene Ontology annotation, biological process: protein transport.